Chelmon rostratus (copperband butterflyfish) is the source of this 1682-nucleotide messenger RNA. Its product is annotated as somatomedin-B and thrombospondin type-1 domain-containing protein. Bases 350 to 1141 code for a protein of 263 amino acids. The record is from RefSeq and is a predicted model, not a curated record. NCBI's taxonomy places the organism in Eukaryota, Metazoa, Chordata, Actinopteri, Chaetodontiformes, Chaetodontidae. The transcript has 5 exons.
ACAAGGAGAGAGAGAGUGACACCAGCUCUAAGGGAGAGGCCACACACACAAUGUGAGAGACAUGGGAGUCUGAUCAGAGCUGGAAUGGGGUGUUCUGUACUGUAGGUUGCUCUGCAGACCUGUUUCUGGAGGGAAACAGAGGGGCUGGACACAGGAGAAGGACACAGGAAUUCCAGGUCACAAGGGCUCCUGUGGCUGAGCACAGUCUUGGCUGGUAUUCCAACCUCUCCCUCUCACGGUCAUGAGUGUGACAGGGCAGGAAUAAAUACAGUUAGAAAUAAGAAAUUAUACAUCAGAGCAACUAAGAGGUUAGUAUUUCACUUCAGGGGUCUGGCCUGACCCCCUCGUGAUGGGAUCCUCUGUGGAGUUUGCCUGCUUGCUGCUGGUGGUUGCCACUCUGGGAAAGAACCACAUGGUGUCUGGAGGUUGUUCGGGGAAAUGCUGCCGGGGCAGGGACUUGAGCUGUUUGACCACUGACUGGAGGAUGGACCGCGUGUAUGGGACGUGCUACUGCGACGAGGGCUGCGUCAGGACCAAGGACUGCUGCUUCGACUACUUCACAGAGUGUCCAGCUCAGGACUGUGCUGUGAGCGACUGGAGCUUUUGGAGCGGCUGUGCCAAGCCCUGCCGGCCCUCAGUGCGCGUCCGUGUCCGCCACAUAGAGCAGCAGCCCAGCAACAGUGGAGAGGCCUGUCCCAGCCUGGAGCAGCGAGGAGGCUGCAGGGAGUACAGAGACCACCAGGGCCGCCACUGUGGACGCAACUCAGGGCCUGCAUUCAUCACCAGCAUGGAGUUUGGCAAGGGAAGGCCCAAGCAUGACAACUAUGGAAACCCCCUAGACCCUGGGUUCUGUGUGGAAUUCACACUGGAGUCCCGGACACCCCACUGUACAGUGGAGAACCGACCACACACACACUGGAUGCGCUACAUAACAGAAGGCUUUAAAGUGUGUGUGGUGUGUGAACCUCCUGCCAUGCAAAACAAUAGUGGCAGCUGCCAAGGAGACGGUCAGGAAUCAGACAAAGAAGCUGUGCUCCACUGGCAGGCGGUGGGGAACCACCAGUGCAGCGGGACAUGGAAGAAGAUCCAGAAAACCCAGCGGUGCAACUGUCCGCCACAACACAGCUUUGUCUUCAUCUGAUCCAAACCAAGCACCGUAGAACAAUACUCUGAUCUGGUGAUCACAAUAAUACUUCGCAGCCAAGCUCACCUCGUCAGUAAAACUGAAAUACUGUUCAGAUCAGAAGCCUCAAUACAGCAAGCUUUCAAUACCAAGAGAUUUAAGACUCCAGGGUGGUGCAAUGCAACGUUGUCUCUAUUAAACAUGCUACACAUUGUGAUAAAAGCAUUUUCAAAUCACUGUGUACAUUCCCACUGUUCUGUGUAACUCUGCAGCAUACUGUGUAGACAUUGUUAUAACUUGUACAGUAUUUCACCUUUUUCUAGGAGACUAUAAGCAUCUACCAAAAUUGAUUUUACUUCUCUUCAAUGAAACAAGCCACUCUAUCAAUUUUCACAACUUUAUGGCAAAAAUAUUUAACUUAAAAUUGUUAAAACAUUUUACAUUUGUAUUGUGAUUAUGCAUUAAAAAAAAAAAAAACAUACCAUGAAAAGUUCUCUAUCAUAGACACAAAUGGCAACAGCCCAAUUCAUUUUUCUGUGUUGAGUGCCCUCUGGUGGUG